Ipomoea triloba (trilobed morning glory) is the source of this 1534-nucleotide messenger RNA. Its product is annotated as E3 ubiquitin-protein ligase ATL9-like. Bases 586 to 1260 code for a protein of 224 amino acids. The transcript has 3 exons. NCBI's taxonomy places the organism in Eukaryota, Viridiplantae, Streptophyta, Magnoliopsida, Solanales, Convolvulaceae. The record is from RefSeq and is a predicted model, not a curated record.
CACUUAUCCGCCUAAACAAUUGUAAAGAUUUUCCACGGUUCUCACCACUCUCCCCCACUAUAAUAGAUUAGAAAAAUUUUCACUCUCUUUCUCUCUAUUUAUUUUUCUUCUCUCUCUCUCUCACUCUUUCUCUACUAUCUCUUCCUCCACAUGGGUAUCUCAAAGAGUAUUGAUUCCACUAUGACUUGAGCAUCAGUUAUCCCCAUAAUUGCCCUUUGCUUUUUCUUGAUUCCAGAUGCGUACUUGUCAGCUCCAAAGCAUGCCUACAUCUUUAUACACACAUACAUGCAGAGAGAUACAGAGAGAGAGAGAGAGAGAGAGAGAGAGAGAGAGAUUCGAUAAAGAAUAGUAGCUCAAGAGUCUACUUCUAAAAGUUGAAAGCAUAAGGGUUGGUGAUUUUUUAUUUUUUUAAGAGCGUGAAAGUGACAAAAUGCUGUCUUUAAGGAUUCCGUUUACGUUUGUUCGGAGAUUUUAGGGAGUGGGUCGAGAACAGAAAUUGAUGUUAGCUCAUGAGAGAGGCGAAAAAUUGAAACUUUCUGGGAAUUCCAAUUCUUGGUUUGGGGUUUUGUUGGGUGAGGGAAGAAGAUGAUUUCUUCCGAGACGAAUUUGGUGAUGACAGUGAUUGGGUUUGCAGUGAGUACCAUGUUCAUUGUCUUUGUCUGCACAAGGCUAAUCUGUGCACGAAUUCAAUUGAGCUCCACAAGGAGGUCUCUGGCCAGGGCUUCUGGAUCUGACCUUAGCAUUUUAGAACGCGGGCUGCACGGUCUUGAACCUCUUGCUGUGAGCAAAUUCCCGACUAAGAAGUAUAGUGAUGUGUUUUUCACCUCGGCAGAAGACACUCAAUGCACAGUAUGUCUCGCUGAUUACCAGCAAGAAGAUUCGUUGCGCAUCCUGCCAUUCUGCGGGCAUUAUUUUCACGCGACGUGUAUCGACAUGUGGCUGCAGCAGCACUCCACUUGUCCAGUCUGUCGAAUUUCACUGCGCGAGGUCACCGAGAAAAAGCGCUUUAUGCCACCGCUGUUCAGUUCUGCUGUCCGGUGUCACCAUGCCAUGGCAUCGAUGAACGUUAAUCCCCACCAGUGCAUUCGUUCCUGGAAUAGGCUCUCAUCAACGCCACACGACAGAUCAGGGUCGAACAUCACCUCAUCAGACAAUAGAACAGUAGCUGCUGCAGAGUGCGAUUCUGUCUCGAUUCAAGCUACUACUACAGUGGCUAAAGGCUCAACGAAUAAACAAACCGAGAGCCCAUCAAACAUAUGAAUGGUUUGGCCAAAGAUGGAAGAAGUUUGCUGGUUUUCCCGUCAUCGCUUUCUGUACAUAUCUCAGGGUGAGUUCAUGUGUAUAAAGUGUUUUUUUUUUCUUGACAGUUUUAGCAGUGACUUUUGUAGUUUUGUUAGUUCUGUUGUAAAAUAGCUUUGGGUUAUUCUUCAGCUUCCAGCUAUUUUGUGUGCCUCUCAGCACACAUAUUGCUUGUCUUGCUUGAACCAUCUGAAUCAAAAUACCUACUGAUAUCCGAUUUUAAACGUUAUUUGCA